GAUUGAUAAUAGGGCACACGUCCUCGGUUUGUAUGCAUCUUCUGCUCAUCUGCAGUAUCUCCUUGAUAGUUGUUUCAGUUAGACGUUUGUUUCGUGCAAGACAUCUACCUAGGAGAACCAAAAUGAUUUUGAAAUUAACAGUUCUUAUCGUUUUGACUCUAAUCAGCCACACCACAUCCCUGGAUUUAUGCGAGGAUAGUCACGUGAAAUGUGAUUCCUGUAACGCUGUUACCGUUUGCAUAAUAGGACUUCCGGUGACAUUGUUAUGCCCAUUAGGAACUUAUUGUGACUCUACGUCUAUACCGAUAUGUAGACUUGGAUUUUGUCCUUCUGAAUUCGGUAGUGAGACUAGUACCGAAAAGACCACACCAACAACACCAUCAACGACUACUACGGUUCCAACUACUACCACGCCAUCGACAACAACUGCAAUUGCAACAACUGAACCAACUAUAGCCGCAGAUUUCAUUUGCAACUCGUUCGGAUUGUUCUCCGAUACGGCAGAUCCAUCUUGUCAAUCGUACUAUCUGUGUUACCCAACUUGGACUUCUUACAAUUCGUGGCGUUUGAAAUGUCCAACGGAGUUAGUUUUUAAUCCCACUAAUGGAAAAUGUGUGAAAUUGGAAGAAUAUACGUGUCCAUUGUCAACAAAAGCUGAGACUACAAACACGAUCUCGGAGACUUCGGCUGCUACUCCGACAACUUUAACGACAGUACCAUUAACGACAACGUUAUCUACAACGACGAUAACACCGACGAGACCAUCUACGACUACGUCAUUUACAACGACAGUGAUACCUACUACUGAAACUCCAUCUACAACGUCAUUAACAACGACUUCAACAACAUUUACACCAUCUACCACGACACCAUCAACGACUACUCCAACAACGACAACGCCGCCUGCAACAACGAUAUCGACGUCAACUCCAACAACGAUAACGCCGUCUACAGCAAUACCUUCCACGGCAACGACAGCGACGACAAUUACAACACCAUCGACGACAACUUCUACAACGACAAUAACGACUACGGCAACACCAUCGACGACAACUCCAGCAACACCAACGCCAACUAUAACUAUUACUCCUUCAACAACAACUGAUUCAACUACAGCUGCGGAUUUUACACGCAACUCUUACGGAAGAUAUUCUGAUACAACCGAUUCAACUACAGCUGCGGAGUUUACAUGCAACUCUUACGGAAGAUAUCCUGAUACAACUGAUUCUUCCUGUCAGUCCUAUUAUUUAUGUUACCGAACUUGGACUUCAUUUGACUGGUGGCUCAUGAAGUGUCCAACAACGUUAGUCUUUGAUUCAAAUAUUGGUAAAUGUGUCCUCCCUACGGAAUAUGCAUGUCCGUUCUCAGCUACGCCGUCAACUACGAGCACAACUACUACGACUACCACGGUCGCAUCGACUACAACUAUUGAACCAACCACCGAUCCAACAACUCCUUCAGAAUUCGUUUGCCAGUCUAGCGGGCGAUUUCCUGACACCUCGGAUUCAUCUUGUCAGUCUUAUUAUUUAUGUUAUCCAACUUGGAGUUCUUACACCUGGUGGCAUAUGAAGUGUGGCACAAUAUUAAUUUUUAAUCCAACUAUUGGAAAAUGUGUACUACCAACAGACUAUGUAUGUCCAUAUUGAAAAUUCAUACGUAGGAAGAGUGUACUCCUAUUGAAGUGUUUAUUAUUCCAGGAGAAAUAAAAAAUAUAAAACCCCU
Molecule: messenger RNA, 1722 nt
Organism: Orussus abietinus
Lineage: Eukaryota; Metazoa; Arthropoda; Insecta; Hymenoptera; Orussidae
Product: cell wall protein DAN4-like
Exons: 2
Coding region: 33-1646 (537 amino acids)
Cellular component (GO): extracellular region
Molecular function (GO): chitin binding
Source: RefSeq, a predicted model, not a curated record